AUGGCCACGUGCUUCGGAGAAGGGGCAACUGCAAACCUCAGUCAGGUGCUUCGUAACCAUUCCAUGUUUAAGGUCCAGUUUGGCUGUUUCCGGUCCCUGGGCGAAAUGAAGCUGUUCUUCCUCAGCUGCCUGCUGGGUUUUUGCUGCUGGCAAGCCGGAGCAGUGAGCAGGGAGUACUACAUCGGCAUUACGGAAACAGUGUGGAACUACGCGCCUGGCAGCACGAACCUGGUGUCUGGGCAGCUCUUUGCAGAAGAAGAGCAGGCUGGAGUCUUCCUCCGGCGCGGGCCCCGCAGGAUAGGCAGCGCUUACAAGAAGGCUGUCUACACUCAGUACACCGAUCGUUCUUAUGAAGUGGCAGUUGACAAACCCUCCUGGCUGGGAUUUUUAGGCCCUAUCAUAAAGGGAGAAGUUGGGGAUUCCCUUAUUAUUCACUUGAAAAACUUUGCCACCAGGAACUACACGCUGCAUCCACACGGUGUGCGGUACACAAAGGACAGUGAAGGUGCUUUUUACCCAGACAACACCAAAGAUUUGCAAAAGAAAGAUGACGCCGUGGAGCCUGGGGGCCAGUACACCUACACGUGGGACGUGACGGAAGAUCAGGGUCCGGCGACGGGAGAUGCAGACUGCGUAACCAGGGUUUACCACUCCCACGUAGAUGCUCCAAGAGAUGUCGCCUCAGGGCUUGUUGGGCCUUUAAUAAUUUGCAGGAAAGGUGCAAUGAGUAAGGGCAAUGGCAGACACUUCGAUGCUGAAUUUAUCCUUAUGUUUUCCGUGAUGGAUGAAAAUCUCAGUUGGUAUCUAGACGAUAAUAUCCGGACGUACUGUUCUGAGUCUUCCAAAAUUGACAGAGACGACGAGGACUUCCAGGAAAGCAAUAAAAUGCACUCCAUCAAUGGCUACAUGUACGGGCACCUCCCAGACCUCACCAUGUGUGAGCACGAUACGGUAAAAUGGCACCUUUUCGGCAUGGGCAACGAAGCUGAUAUCCAUUCAGCCUACUUUCACGGACAGACCUUAAUAGAAAGACAUCACCGAGUUGACACCAUCAGCCUCUUCCCAGCUACAUUUAUCGACGCCGUCAUGGUACCAAGGGGUGCCGGGGAGUGGCUGCUCAGCUGCCAAGUGAAUGACCAUAUUGAAG
Molecule: messenger RNA, 1147 nt
Organism: Eurypyga helias (sunbittern)
Lineage: Eukaryota; Metazoa; Chordata; Aves; Eurypygiformes; Eurypygidae
Product: ceruloplasmin-like
Exons: 6
Biological process (GO): iron ion transport
Cellular component (GO): plasma membrane
Molecular function (GO): oxidoreductase activity; copper ion binding
Source: RefSeq, a predicted model, not a curated record